AUGCCGCCCACAGAAGCACCGAGCAGGUUCCUGCCGCCGACCGUCCCCUCCAUCAUGUUCAUCUUCGGGGUCGUGGGAAACGUUAUCGCCAUCGUCGUGCUGCGUAUUUCCCGCAAAGAGCAGAAAGAGACGACUUUCUACGCGCUGGUGUGCGGGCUGGCGGUCACGGACCUGCUGGGGACGCUGCUGGUGAGCCCCGUGACCAUCGCCACCUACGUGAAGGGCGCAUGGCCCGGGGACCAGGCCCUGUGCCAGUAUUACGCAUUUAUCCUGCUCUUCUUCUUCUUGGUGCAGCUCAGUAUCGUGCUGGCCAUGUCUGUGGAGAGGUACCUGGCCAUCAACCAUGCGCUGUACUACAACCAGUACGUGAACCAGAAGGUGGCCGCGGUCACUCUGGUCGCCACCUACGCCUUCAGUGCGCUGGUGUGCGCCAUGCCCAGUCUGGGGCUGGGGCAGGUCAAGCAUCAGAGCCCGGGGACGUGGUGCUUCCUAGACUGGCACAGUAACCACAGCUCCACCGCCGCGUACAACCUGGCGUACGCGGGUCUGAACUCUGCCCUGGUGCUCCUCACCGUGAGCUGUAACGUCCUGGUUUGCGGCGCGCUCAUGGUGAUGCACAAGCGCUACAUCAGACGCACGUCUCUGGGCUCAGACCCGCGGCGGGCGGUGGAGCGGCGGUCCAGCCGGAGCUUCCGCCGUUUGGCCGGAGCAGAGAUCCAGAUGGUCAUCCUCCUCAUCGCCACAUCUGCCGUGGUCCUGAUCUGCUCCAUCCCUCUGCUGCUACGGAUCUUUGUGAACCAGAUCCACCAGAAAGAGAACCCGCCCUUUGACCUCCUGGCUGUGCGCAUAGCGUCCAUCAACCCCAUCCUGGACCCCUGGGUCUACAUCCUGCUGAGGAAGACCGUGGUGCUCAAAUUGAUGGAGAAGAUCAAGUGCCUGUUCUGUAAGAUGGGCGGGCGCAGAGGCGGCAGACCGUUCCGCUGCACAGAUGGACACCUCUCUUCCUCCAUCGUCUCUCGGGACUCGCCGUCUCUCGUGACCAGAGACCUGAGGGAGUUCGACAGCAGCUCUCAGAUCUGUCUGCAGGCGGUGGGGUCGGUGGGGUCUGCAGCGGGGGACGAGAGAGAGACGCUGGAGAGGACUUCACAUGAGGAUAGACAGGACGAACAGGAGACCAGGGACACACCGGAGACACAGGACUCAAAGUAUAUCCAGGGAAAACAGUAUACUCAAGACACCCACUAUACCCAGGAUAAGAAAUAUACCCAGGACACACAGGAGACACAGAAGAGACAGGAUAUAAAGGACUCCCAGGAGACACAGGACUCAAAGUAUACCCAGGACACCAAGUACACAGAGGACACACAGGAUGCAAAACAUACCCAAAAAGACACUCUUGACACCCAGGACACUAAACACAUAAAGGUCCUUCCUGUCGACCCCUCGCUCCUCGUCAGCUUUACCAAAGAAUCCAGCGACAUCCAGGAAAAAUGCAUCUAG
Molecule: messenger RNA, 1500 nt
Organism: Knipowitschia caucasica
Lineage: Eukaryota; Metazoa; Chordata; Actinopteri; Gobiiformes; Gobiidae
Source: the annotation of a GenBank genome assembly